UUGUUCUGACCAAUCACCGCGCACGUUGGCCGGGGCAUUGUGAAGCAGGAGUUGAAGCGUUAGCAGCCAGGCUAAAGUGGAGAAAGAAAGCUAACUAAUCGUUCGAGUGCAAGUGGCGCUGGCUCAAAACGCGCAUGGAGAAAUAAGGAAGUUGUUAACACAGCAGCGGGAAACGACUACUCGACUCCGGGAGGAUUCCGCAACAAUGUUUCCAGGGUGCUAACAUACAAGACUGCGCUUGUCAGAUGCCAGAGGAGAGCGUUUUUGGAUACUCCAUCGCUUGUCCCGUUUCCAAGCGGAAACCAUUUCUGGACAGAUAGUUGGAGGAGAGGAGAGGAGGGGGUGGGGGGCGCUAAAGCUAGCUGGCUAGCCAAAGCCAACCAUCCCGGAGACUUUUUGACGCUGUCACCCGGCCAACCCCAACCCGAAUGUUUUGUCUGUCAUGAGUCCGGCCGGGUGCUCCCAUGUGAACGGUUAUAAGGUGGACAACUGGAAGCAAAACCUCCGUGUCAUAUACCAAUGCUUUGUUUGGAGUAGCACUGCUGAAACCAGGAGACGUAAGGUGCUUCAGGGGGAUGCGGGAUGGACAGAGAUGGCCAAGUCGUGUAUCUGUCACAUGUGUGGCGCCCACCUGAAUAGACUUCAUUCUUGUCUGUACUGCGUUUUUUUCGGUUGCUUCACCAAGAAACACAUCCACGAGCACGCCAAAAACAAGAGGCACAAUCUAGCUAUAGACUUAUUAUACGGUGGAAUCUAUUGUUUUGUGUGUCAAGACUACAUAUACGACAAAGAUAUGGAGCAGAUUGCCAAAGAGGAACAGAGGAAAGCCUGGAAAUUGCAAGGCAUCGGCGAGAAAUACACAACGUGGGAGCCCAGCAAGCGGGAGCUGGAGUUAUUACGACACAAUCCAAAGAGGAGGAAAAUCACUACGAACUGUACCAUAGGUUUACGAGGGUUAAUAAAUCUGGGCAACACGUGUUUCAUGAACUGCAUCGUGCAGGCCCUCACCCACACGCCGCUGCUGCGCGACUUCUUCCUCUCAGACAGGCACAAAUGCGAGAUGCAAUCCAACUCCUGUCUGGUGUGCGAGAUGUCGCAGCUCUUUCAGGAGUUCUACUCGGGCCACCGUUCACCUCACAUUCCCUUCCGACUGCUGCACCUGGUCUGGACGCACGCGCGCCACCUUGCCGGCUACGAGCAGCAGGAUGCCCACGAGUUCCUCAUUGCCGCGCUGGAUGUUCUCCAUCGCCACUGCAAAGGGGACAGCCUCAGAGAGAACGACAACGGAAAGAAGGCCAGCAAUCCGAACCACUGUAACUGCAUCAUCGACCAAAUUUUCACCGGGGGGCUCCAGUCGGACGUUACCUGUCAGGUUUGCCACGGGGUUUCCACGACGAUAGACCCCUUCUGGGACAUCAGUUUGGACCUGCCCGGCUCAUCCACGCCGUUCUGGCCCCUCAGUCCCGGAGGUGACGGCAGCGCUGUUAAUGGAGAAAGCCACCUGGCGGGCUCUACGACACUCACAGACUGCCUACGCAGGUUUACGCGGCCAGAGCAUCUAGGAAGCGGUGCCAAAAUCAAGUGUGGCGGUUGCCAUAGUUACCAGGAGUCCACCAAACAGCUGACGAUGAAGAAGUUGCCCAUUGUAGCGUGUUUCCAUCUCAAACGGUUUGAGCACUCUGCCAAACUGCGGCGGAAGAUCACAACGUACGUUUCCUUUCCUCUGGAACUGGACAUGACGCCCUUUAUGGCAUCCAGCAAAGAGAGCAGAAUGAACGGACAGUAUCAACCGACGGUGGAGGUGUUAAACAACGAUAACAAGUAUUCCCUGUUUGCGGUGGUCAACCACCAGGGCACGUUAGAGAGCGGCCACUACACCAGCUUCAUCCGCCAGCAUAAGGACCAGUGGUUCAAAUGUGACGACGCCAUCAUCACCAAGGCCAGCAUUAAGGAUGUACUCGACAGCGAAGGGUAUCUCUUAUUCUACCAUAAACAGUUCUUGGAGUAUGAAUAGUUCUCGUGACCUCCGUCACCACUGACCUUGAAGAACCAAUGGCGGACAGUUGGCAACACACACAUGCACGCACGCACGCACACACACACAUUACAAGCCUACCUGACUGACUUAAAAAAAAAAAAAAAAAAACCUGUUCUUCUGAAUGUGGAGGACAAAAUCAAAAGAAAACAAAAGAGAGCAUAUUUCAACAACAAAACAAAAACAAGCACUGAGCUACUUUUUGGCAUCUACUUGACAAAACUGAAUGAAGAGGAGGAAGCGGCGACAUCUCUGGGCACAUCUUAGUACAGUAUUUUGACCCCCCCCCCCCCCCCCCCCCCAAAAAAAAUUCUCCCACGGUGCUCUUGUCUCAUCUGACCAAGCAUUUAACUCUGAAGGCCUCCAUUAUGCAUCAUGGGAAAGCAAAAAAAACAAAACAAAACAAAAAAGCAUAAAAAAAAUAAUAACAAUGAUGAAAAAAAAGAAAUCAAUGUAUCAAGAUCUUUGCAAGAGCAUUUCUAUGGCUAUGAUAUUGUAUGAAUGGAUCUAUUUUUUAUUUUAUUUUAUUUUUUGGAGGAGCCAAGAGACACUCACCCGCCAGGCCUGUUGCUAAGGCCAGCGUUACCGUGGAAACCCUUUGGACCGUCGGUGUGCUCCCUCAUCUCCGAUUUUUUUAAAUCUGCUUAUUGGCAGGGAACAUUUUAUUUUUUUAUUUCUUAGCACUCAUGGACACAUUUUUCUUUGUUUACUACUUUUGGGUUCAUUUUUCAAAAAUAAUUUUCAAUACACGAGUCAUAUGUCCUUUGCUGUUCCUGUUACUGGAAAUGUUUUUGGACGUAUAUGCUACUUUCAUUCUUGUGGAAUUGUUGGUAAUAUGAUGAUGGUGCUGAUUAAAAGGACGCUCACUUUU
Messenger RNA from Syngnathus typhle (broad-nosed pipefish), 2906 nucleotides. RefSeq names its product ubiquitin carboxyl-terminal hydrolase 22. The transcript is spliced from 14 exons. Gene Ontology annotation, molecular function: cysteine-type deubiquitinase activity; zinc ion binding. The coding region runs from base 443 to 2014 and encodes 523 amino acids. Gene Ontology annotation, biological process: protein deubiquitination. NCBI's taxonomy places the organism in Eukaryota, Metazoa, Chordata, Actinopteri, Syngnathiformes, Syngnathidae. The record is from RefSeq and is a predicted model, not a curated record.